AACAUCUGUCACAGCAGCACUGCAGAUGGACUAAAGCAGCCUCACUCACUGCACUCCCCUCCUCCUCCCCUCCACACACACACACACACACACACACACACACCAUGGAUCCAUGCCUCACCAUCAUCCUCUGCAUUCAGCCCUGAUCCACCGACAGAAUCAACCUGAUUUCCUCUCACUCUUACCGCUGCUUUUUAUUAUUCACAUCACAGUUGUUACAUCUGUGCGGAUCCAGCUGCGGAAUGAAGUCGCUGCUUUUCUCGGCACUGCGGGACAAAGCCAUGAAUCCCUGGCUGCUCUUCGCGCUGCUCGGUCUCUGUUCAGCCAUUGGGCCCAGUAAACAGGAAGAUGAAGACUACGAGGAUGUACCCAUAAAUAAAACCUGGGUGUUAUCGCCAAAGGUCUAUGAGAGUGACGUGACUUUGAUCCUCAAUAAACUGCUUCAGGGCUACGACAACAAACUGCGGCCUGACAUCGGAGUGAGGCCGACAGUGAUUGAAACAGCAGUUUAUGUCAACAGUAUCGGACCAGUGGACCCCAUCAACAUGGAAUACACCAUUGACAUCUUCUUUGCCCAAACAUGGUAUGACAGCCGAUUGAAGUUCAACAGUUCGAUGAAGCUGCUCAUGCUUAACAGUAACAUGGUAGGGAAAAUCUGGAUUCCCGACACCUUCUUCAGGAAUUCCCGCAAAUCCGAUGCCCACUGGAUCACAACUCCCAACCGACUUUUGAGGCUGUGGAGUAAUGGAAGAGUCAUGUACACACUGAGGUUGACUAUUAAUGCGGAGUGUUACCUUAAGCUGCAUAACUUUCCAAUGGAUGAGCACUCGUGUCCGCUGGAGUUUUCGAGCUAUGGUUAUCCAAAAAACGAGAUCACAUAUCGGUGGCAGAGGCGGGCAGUGGAGGUGGCCGACCAGCGUUACUGGAGACUCUACCAGUUUGCUUUUGUAGGGAUGAGGAAUACCACCGAUGAGGCACACACUCAGUCAGGGGAAUAUGUCAUAAUGACAAUAUUUUUUGACUUGAGUCGACGGAUGGGCUAUUUCACCAUUCAGACGUACAUUCCCUGCAGCAUGAUAGUGGUCUUGUCCUGGGUGUCCUUCUGGAUUAACAAGGAUGCCGUCCCAGCUCGGACAUCUCUAGGAAUCACUACAGUCCUCACUAUGACAACUCUGAGCACCAUCUCCAGGAAGUCCCUGCCGAAGGUUUCCUACAUCACUGCCAUGGAUCUGUUCGUCUCUGUCUGCUUCAUCUUCACCUUCGCUGCUCUCAUGGAGUAUGGGACCUUGCACUACUUCACCAGCAACCGGCAGACCAAGAAGUCUAAAGCCAACAGCAGUGCCCAGCAGAGAGUUCCCAGCAUGGUAAAUAUCCGACCUGGAACAUCCCUGUUGCAGAUGAACAACAUCGUUCCAUAUCACGAGGACGAUGACUACGCCUACGAUUGCUUAGAUGGAAAAGACUGUGCCAGCUUCUUUUGCUGCUUCGACGACUGCCGAUCGGGAGCCUGGAGAGAAAACAGGAUGCACGUUCGAGUUUCUAAGAUUGAUUCUUACUCGCGGAUAUUUUUUCCGACUGCUUUUGGCCUUUUUAAUCUAGUUUACUGGAUUGCUUAUCUUUAUUUAUAAAAGAAAAUGUUUAUUUAUAACUGAAAUCAGCUGGAGUUUAACAUUUGCAGGUGCAUCAGCUGCUUUUAGACUAGUUAGAAGUAACUUUGCAAACUUUUGCUUUGAAAAUAUAAAGAGCCUGGCUGCAGAGAGGCAUGGCAUAUUAGUGAUAACAGCUCCAACAUCUUGAUCCUGCACAAUAAGCAGGAAAAAUCCUCAAUGUUAGGCUGAUCUUUUUGUGAAAUUAACCGCAAUAUAAAGUGUUUGCACAUGUAAAACUCCAGUCUCCACAGAGGAACUAUUGCCAUCAGUCUUUAAUACAACAGCCCAAAUGUUUAUUUUCUCUUUGCUACUGUGCAUUGAUAUCAUGCUUUGCACUUUGCAUCUGCAAUUGAGGGAUAUUGUCCCUAUAAUUUGAAGACAGGUUCCUUAAUUUUUCUUCGAAAAGCCAGUAACUUAUCUGAACAAUGGCCAAUUAAUUGUGUUCAGAAUAGUCAGGGAUCGUACCUUUACAAAUACACCUUAAUUGUUUUCUGCGUUUUUCCUGCAGGCUGUCAGGAGUGAUGAUGGUUAUUUUUAUGACAGACAGAUUUUAUACUUUCAUGUAUUAUAUAUUGCAAAAAAAGGUUUGAGUUUAGUCCUGUUCAAGCAAACACAUCAACUGGUAAUUUAACCUUUCCAGCUGUAAACUGAUUGUUUUCUUACUGAAGACGCUCAUAAAAAAAGCUGCACAUCAUUUUAUAAAGGUCUGUGGCAUCUUAAGCACUUCUCAAUAACAUUGUACUUCAGCACAGCAAUAGAGUUUUACAGGCAGCUUUUAGUAGCAGAUUGUUUACGAGAACAGAUACAUGUCUGGAUAAUUUUCUCCUUCAAAUGCAUGCAUUUUUAAAAAAAGGGUGUAAUUUCUUCAAAAAUGUAAGAAAUUCCUUCAAUGAACUUGUAGAUUGGUGUUCUAGAUUACACAUCUUCCAUUUAUUCAUCUUUUGUUUUUAGUUUGAAGAGAGUCUGGCAGCAGGACAGAAAGAUUAAGUUCAGUUCUUCAUUCUGAAAUUAAUUAGAUGUUUACUCCUAUAAAAUGUACCUUGAGAGAGGAAAAGUUGGGAUCACAAGAAGGCCAUUUUAUGCUUUGUCUCAUAUGCAUUCAGUGCUAUUCAAGCAUUCAUACAUCUUAGAAUGUAAAACACUAAUUUGUAGUUUUUCCCACUUUGUGAUUUAAAAAAAAAACCUCCAAAAACUUAAAAGAUGUUCAGUCAUUGGAGACAUUAUGGAUAUCAAGCCAUGAAAAGUUUCAGGUGACAUUUUGUCCACAAAUUCAUCCUAAGGUGACAACAGUAAGCAGUUGUCACAGUUUUGGUUUAUAAACCAAAAUACAACCAAAUUUGUUUCUGAAUUCAUGAGGGUUUUUAUGUUGCACAGGAGCUCUAAUCAUAUUUGUCUAUGGUAAUGGAAUUUCAAGCCUUGUUAAUAUGAAUUGUUUUAUUAUCAAAAAGUGAGAAUUUAUUAUUUGCUUAAACCUAAUGAUAAUUUCUUGUAAAUAUUUAGAAAACAUUUUAAGCAUGCAGCUGUAAAAUGUAUGCAAACUUUACAAAUCUGCAUUUAAUGGCCAACUAUUAUCAUAUUAAAAGCAACAUAACCACAACUUUUUUUUUUUUUAAAUGACAUAAGAUGCAAAUAAAUCUGCAUUUCCACUUUUUUCUGACCAGAUAAGCAAUUUUAAAGUUUUAUGACAAAAAUCAUUUUGAGUCAUUUCCUUUUAGAAACAGGAAAGCACUACUAUUUGUGGAUGAUGACAUCUGUCCAUCCAUUAUCUGUGGAAGCUUGUAACUAUGACUUAAAUCAAUACAACCAUUGUUUUCUUUGAUAAAGAAAUAGACUUUGUUAACUGUAAUAUGUGGCAUUUAAUUGCAACAGAGAAAAUCCAAGGAUAAUCUACACAGGAAACUUUGGUGAGCUACGUGGAAGUAAAUAGAUGAAGAGGCCAGAUUUCUCCCCAGCUUCCAAAAUCAUCUGCAUUUCAGAUAUCCUCCUUAGAUGACAAGCAGAAAGGAAAGAAAUAAGCAAAAGUUGAGUGAAGAUGACACAGAACAUAGAGAGAGAUAGCUUCUGCAAGGAGUCAAAAGCCAAACCACAAAUUACCGGUUGUGUGAUGAUAUUGUGUGUUCUUUGCGCCAUUAAAAUUGUCUUCUGAUGUCCACAGAUCACUUCACUGAAAAUACCAAUAAGUCACCUCUCCAAAUGUUCCUCCUGAAUGUUUGCCAAUAAUAACUUGCUGUAGACAUACCUGAACUAAAAUGACGGAGAGAAAAUUUGACUGCGGCCUACUUUUGAAUAUUUUCACUUCCCUUCUAUUGACUUUAAGUGGCUUUUGGAGCCAUUGGCAGCUACAUACACAAGUGUAGUAAAAUUUGUGAGUAAAAAAAAUGAUUAUUUGGAAAAAUGUAAGACUUUCACAAUCACUGAUGGUGGGCUCAUCUUGGGUGGUGAUUCGUUAGGUCUCCAGGCUACUGAACUCUUUCACGUAUUUUACAAAAAACAAGAAAGCCAUCAAUGACUAUUAUUUUUUUCUAAACUACAAAACUAUUUGAUAACAGGACUGAAGUGAAAUUUUUUAUAAAUGGAACAAAGAAAAAGUCAGAUUUGUCCAUCUUUAAGGGAAAUUGUUCAUUCUGAUUAAAUCAAAUCAGAAUAUGAAAGGUUUUAAACAUUAGACAGAAUUCAUGUUGCCUGAGACAAAAUGUUCUUGAGUAAAACAGAGAUAUUGAAUCAGGAAUAUACUGGCAUCUAUGCAAGCAUACAUAGUUUUAGGAAAACUGCAAGUUCAUUUGGUCAAAAUGAAUAUUGCACAACUCAUUAAUCAGAUAUCUUAUUUGCAUACCAACUGGUAGUUAACGUGAUACAUGAACUGACUGUGGACAAGUCAGGAAAAGAGCAUCUAAACUAAAGUUAAUUGAAAAUACAGUUUAAACUUUAAAGACAAGUUUGUGUCUCAUCCCAUGUCUUCUUCAUUUCACUCGGUGCAUCCCUUAGCUUUCCAUUGCACUUUAUUUGGUUUAAGCUUUAACACUAAACUGAUUAAAUAGCUUGCGUAAAAAAUGAGGCACAUAUACUUUAUCCAUGCAGCACAGAACGUGAUUUAUACUUUUUGAUUUUCUUCCACAGACUUAACAACAGUCCUCUACAGGUGCAGGCUGCAGUAUAUUACCACUGCACAAGAGGGCAUUUUCUUAGCAUGAGUUAAAGCUUGUUGUGUUAUUCAUAUUUAUCUAUAGAACACUUAUUUAUACAGUGUUUCAGUGCUACAGUGCUACACUUAACAUAUUUUAAGUGUAGAAAAAUGUGAUUUUGCAAAAUUAAGCAAGAAACAAGCAUGAAGUGUAGAACCGAGUGAUGUUCUACAAAACUACUCUGGUUUUGCUAAAAAGUAACUCUUGUAUUAAAUAAUAUUUGCUUUUGUUCUCACAGGAAUUUAUAAUUUAAUAUUAGCUAACAUACAGCCAUGUUAUCAAGUUAUUAUGAGAUUAAAGAGUUUAUUUUCUCAUGAGAGGAAUAAAUUAUUUUAAAAUCAACAUAAAAUAAUUGUUUGCAUAUCAGAAGCCAGGACAAUUAUGCUGCCAACUGAUUACCCUGAAAAUGUUGUUAACUGCUGUGGCCUGCAGGGACAGAUCAUCCACUGACGGAAGGAUAAUGCUCUUCAACUGGAUCUAAUACUGAACAAUUAAUUUCUGUAUUAUAGUAUAGAUCUAAAUCAGAAGUGGGUUGUUUUUUUUUUAGCAUUUUUUCCUUCUUAAUGAGAUAAAACAAUACUGACAUAAAAACAAUCUAUUUUUUGAGAUAAAGAGAAAACUAACGUGGUUAUUUUGACGUGAGAAAUAAUACAUUUAUUACGGCAAGAUAACAAAAUUAAACAUGUUAUUUAAUGGAUAUUACUGGAAAAUACGAGAUAUUUCAUUGAGAUAAGACAAAGCAAGCUUUGUUUCCUCCAAAUAAGACAUUAAUAAGACACUGCUCCUCACUAGCUGAUAAAGAAAGCUUUGUUUCUCUCGACAAGAUGAAAUUAGAUGUUUUCUAGAGGUAACAGGAACAUGUUCCCACAAGAUAAAGAGAAAACUAACAAGGUCAUGUCAACUUAAAUCAAUGCAAGCUGUAUUUUAUUCGGAAUACAACAUGAAUUUUGUUUUCAGGAAAUAGAAUAAGCUUUGCUAUUUUGUUUUAUUGGGUAAUGCAACAAAAUAAAAAUGAAUAAAUAAAUAAAAGCUUUGUUUACCAGAGAUAGUAUGAAUCAGGCUCUUUGUUCUCAAUUAAGACAAUAAUACACACAUAAUAAGAAAUCACAUCAGAUUUCACAAAUGCAAGAAACAGAAACAAUAUUUCCACAAGAGGGGUAAUCCAACUGGAUAGUAAUUGGUCCAGAUGGUGCUAAUGUUGAUUUUGACAGUAGACGCUAUAUACCUCAUAUAAACACAAGCAAUGCAUUAAAUUCUUUAUUUAUGUACAGAUGGUAAAGAGCUUAAGUCUUGUAUGGAUGUCAGGGUGGAGCGUAAUUAAAAACUAAUCAAAUAAGACUUUAAGGGAAUUUUCGGGAUCUAGACAGACUCUUAGUCCUUGAUUUUGAGGAUGUGUAAAUCUUACAAUCUUUAAAUUGUUAAAUAAUAAAACAUAUCAAAUCUCCUACCAUUUGGAGCAGAUUUGUUGAAACUGAAACUGUUGAAAUAAAUUGUAGAGAUGUAACUUAUAUUCUUAAGUCUUAUCAUGAUGAUGCACUAAAAUAUUUUUGGUUACAUUGCAGAAACUCUUCUCUAACCAUGGUACCGUUUUGUUUUUGUAUUUAUUUCUAUAUUGUGACAUAUUCCAAACUACAAUGGUAAUCUGGUAAUGAUUUAAAGGCAUAAUCUCAAUUAGACUACAACUAAAUGAAAUCAUAUUACAUCAAUAUGGCCAACUUGUUUGAAAUUACAAUAUAAUCAAAUUUGUCGUUGUACCGUGAAAUUAGCAUUUUCUUUGCAACUCUAUUUCCGCUUUGCCUCGGCUUAAAAAAACAAGCUUUCAUCUCCAUGUCAGGCUUUAAAAACUGUAUAAAUGACUGCCAGCUGAACUUUUUAAAAUGUAUUUAAAAGCUACUCUGAAACUCCAGCAUAUCAUGUCAUUUUUUUCAUAUUCCUUUUUGCAAGUAUCGUAAAAAAAUCAAAUGCUGUAAUUGUCAGCCCAGCAUCUUCAGAAACUUGAUCAUUCAUCGCACUAACGAUCUGCAAAGAGCUAAAAAUCUCAUAAAACUCAAGCCAUAUUAAAGCGUUGGUCAUAUAUAUGUGUGCAAAAUCAUUCUCUGUAAAUGUUGCUCAUGUUGUAUUGUGACUACUAACUCAAUACACUGUGACAAAAUAAAACAGUGCCUAUAAAAUCCAA
Molecule: messenger RNA, 7007 nt
Organism: Xiphophorus couchianus (Monterrey platyfish)
Lineage: Eukaryota; Metazoa; Chordata; Actinopteri; Cyprinodontiformes; Poeciliidae
Gene: gabrg1
Product: gamma-aminobutyric acid type A receptor subunit gamma1
Exons: 9
Coding region: 243-1628 (461 amino acids)
Biological process (GO): monoatomic ion transmembrane transport; gamma-aminobutyric acid signaling pathway; chloride transport
Cellular component (GO): membrane
Molecular function (GO): extracellular ligand-gated monoatomic ion channel activity; GABA-A receptor activity
Source: RefSeq, a predicted model, not a curated record